This is a messenger RNA of Gadus chalcogrammus (walleye pollock), 1674 nucleotides long. RefSeq names its product caspase-8-like. The record is from RefSeq and is a predicted model, not a curated record. NCBI's taxonomy places the organism in Eukaryota, Metazoa, Chordata, Actinopteri, Gadiformes, Gadidae. The coding region runs from base 68 to 1264 and encodes 398 amino acids. The transcript has 5 exons. Gene Ontology annotation, molecular function: cysteine-type endopeptidase activity. Gene Ontology annotation, biological process: proteolysis; regulation of apoptotic process.
GGAGUAGCAUAACAACGUAACCUCUCCGCUCUCUUUAAGUUUCAUUUUCUCUCCCUGAGCUUCAAGAAUGGCACACAAUAACGCCAUUGUACGGAACAAGACAAUCAUUCAAGAAAUUCUAUCCGCAGAUCCCCAAUUCAUACUCGACAAAGUGAUAGAGAAAAAACUGAUAACCGGCCGCGAAUACACAAAACUAAACUCCAUCAGUAAGGGGGACGCAGAGGAUGUCGUUAUCAAGCUCGUGGACACACUCAACAACAAAGGAGUCCAAAGACAAUCAGAGUUCAUUGGUGUUCUGCAGGAUGAGAUCGUCCUAGAAACGUAUCCCAGGCUUAAAGACGUGGAAUGGGGAGACAGUGGAUCUACCGCCUCAUCGAGCAGUUUAAAACGCUCCGCUGAGAGGAGUUUGAGUAAAGAUGCACCAGAGACCAAAAGCGAAAAGACGGAAAACAAAUAUCCGAUAACCAGCAAACCCACCGGUCUCUGUGUGAUCAUUAACAACGAGAACUUCCAUGACAAAACUAAUAGAAGUGGAACAGAGAAGGACGCUGAAAGCCUGGCUGACGUGUUCAGCUGGCUUGGCUUCAAGGUGCUGAUGUGUAAGGACCAAACGGCGAGCGACAUAGCCCAGGUCACGAAGCUGCUGGCGGCCUUGAAGGACCUGGCGGGGCUGCAGACGUUCAAGCUGGAGGAGUGGUCCGACGGCAGGUUCACCCCAUUGAGCGUGCUCCCGCAGCACGGCGACGCCUUCGUCUGCUGCGUCCUGAGUCACGGCGAAGAGAAGGUGGUCUUGGGCGUCGACGGCAAGAAACGGCCCAUCAGCGAAAUCACCUCGGCUUUCAAUGGAGAGCACUGCUCGGCUCUGCUUGGGAAGCCCAAGGUGUUCUUCAUCCAGGCCUGCCAGGGGCAUAGUCUUCAGCCUAGAUAUGUGGCGGAUGACCUAACUUUUGAGAUGCAAGAGCAGGACACCCCCCAGCUGGUCUUCAUCCCGGCGGAGGCUGAUUUCCUGGUUGCCAUGGCCACGGUUGAGAAGUACCAAGCAGUCAGACACACAGUAAACGGCAGCUGGUUCAUCCAGUCUCUGUGUGAGCAGCUCAGGGAGGGAUGCCCCAGGGGUGAAGAUAUCAUGCAGAUCCUUUACCGCGUAAACGAUGACGUAAGCCAGAAAGAAAUCGUUGGAAAGUGUGGUGUAAUGACACAGAUGCCUGAAACCCAAAAAGUGACCCUGCGUCGCAGACUUGUGUUCUCGCCGUGUUCCAGCUGAGGAAACCAAACGCCAGGGGCAAUCUGCUGCUGCUCUUCAGCGUGUAUCGCAGUACACAGUAGUAGCCUUCUCUUUUGUUCUGUACGUUCUUUAAUCAAUCAGACAAUACAUACACAUUCGAUACGUUUUUAAGAUUUUCCUUUCAUGAGGUUACCUCGCUGUAUGAAAAGUAGCCAAUUAUUUUUACUCUUUUAUACGCCUUACUUUCUACUGUGAACUGUUUGUUUAAAGUGCUGUAGAAGUAAACAAUGCCACAACAACAUUGCUGUAACGGUGCUACUGCUCAACUUGAGCAGUAGCUCAAGUCUUUAUGAAAACAAAAUGUAGAAUAGACCUACAAUAUUUUUACGAAUAAAUGUUUCAUCCUGUUGGUUUUUUGUUUCGGUUUUUUGUGUGUAGGUUUUUAGAUG